AUGUCAAGUAUUGAUUUCGAAUUUUUAAUUAAUUUAAUUGGCCCAAAAGUCACAACAGAAAACACUAAUUUUCGUGAAAGUAUUUCUGUGGCAGUGCGUUUAGCAAUAACUUUAAGAUUUUUAUCAAGUGGUGAUUCAUAUCAUUCUCUAAUGUAUACGUUCAAAAUAUCGAAGCAGUCAAUAUCGCAGAUUGUACCUGAAGUAUGCGUAAUUUACAAACAUACAUUCAAAAUGUUCGCUUAGUGAGCGAACAUUUUUGUUUGGAUUAUUGACAAACAAAUUUGUUUAGAAACACUUCUACAGAAACGUUCGAAAAACAUUUGUUUAACGUUCGACAAACGUUUGCUAUUUUUUUUUGGUGUUCGGCGAACGGUCGACAAACGUUUUUCUUAUUGUUUGUUAGGUGUGGACGCAGCAUUAGGAAUAUUUGGUAUAAAUAAUUAAUUACUGUUACAAAUACAAAUUUUAUUCGUAUAAAACUGUUAUAAAUACAAAUUAUAGAUUAAAAAUGAAUUAUUAUAUUGAAUUUGAAAUUUUGUAUUUAAACCGAUAUUUCUUAUUGGUCGUAAUAUUGCGAAAGGGGAUAAUGUGUAAGCCCACAUUAAAUAAUUUCUGUCAGUAAUUUGAAUGUCAAAACUAUUUUACUAGAUUCAUAAUUUCGUAUUUUAUAUAAUUAUUUCAGCUCCGUUUCGCCAGCACUCAUUUUCAAAUUUUAGUACCAAACCUACACAGUAUUAUGUACUUGUUUGUACAAUUUCGUACAAAUUAAAUGAAAUUUUGUACACCUUCCUCCCCAACACGAGAAAAAUUGAUUUUGCUAUGCGCGUGCUGGAGAAACGUUUCCUCAACACUGCCUUUGCCAAAUUUUGAACAAAUUCGAUUUUCAAUGAUGCUGUAACAUAAUUUUCAUUAUGAAACGGAGCUAAUUAUUGCAUCGUUUAUCACAAUACAUUGAUUCUCAACAUAUAUUUAUUGAUAUUUGCCUGUAACAAAUAACAAUAUUGUAUAAGUCCAUUUUAUUGAACGACAACUUCAUAUCUCUCUUUCUAUCAACAUUGGUAUAAUUCAGGGAUAUUGUACGUUAAAUGAACAUUUACCAUUACGGUUAUUGGAUGUAAAUAACACAUAUAUAAACGAAAAAUAACGAAGAUUAUUUUUUGUAGGAAAAUGGCAAAAAUACAAAUAUUUUGUAUAUAUACGUGAUCAAUCUAUCAUAAGACACUCAUUAUUUCGGAAAUUCUAGAACAUUUAAAAAACAAGCUGCUCUACAAUUUUAAAUUUAUGUUAUUUAUGUUAUCCUUUUUUUAGGGGUAAAACAACCCCGAACUACCUACUUUUGAAUUUCGAAUGGCAAACUAAAUUAAAAAUUCCAUAAAUAGAUGGAGUAUUAUUAAAAAAUAAAUAUAAGUGUUGAAAUUUGGUUUAUUUCAAUCCAUUGACGAGAUAUUCCUCGUUUAAGUUUGGGUUGGAGGAAAGUAGUGGAGUAUUAUUUAUAAUACCGGUACAGCGCGCAGCGUAUUAAUAAUGCACCACCACUUUCUCCUAACCCAAACUUAUAAGUGGAAUAAUUUGUCAACGAAUUGACGGAAAUCAAUAAUGCCAACACCAAAAUUGAUUUUAUAUAUGAUCUAUUCGUAAAAUUUUUUUUAUAUACAUUGUUAUUUGAAGAUCAAAAGUAGGCACACUAUUCAAAUAUUUAUUUACACGUAAAUUUUUCGUUUAUUAUUUAUAUAAAAUAUAAAUACAUUUAUUUUGUACGUAUAUUUUGCUUAUACAAGAACUUUCUUGUACAAUUUUUUUAAAAGUUUUAUCAUUGUAAAUCGGAGAAAAAUUGAUGGUAAAAAAGUUGUGCACGAGAAAAAAAAAGGCCGUAAUAUUUUUAACUAAUACCCACAUUUCUUACAUUUUCUCGUUUUUCUUUGGUUUUUUUUUCGGUGUUUUACAUUUGUUGAGAAAACUCUUGAUAAAAUCGAAAAAUUAACUCUCUAAAUUACCAUCCCAGUCAAAUUGCCUUUUAGAAACAAUGCUAUCAUUACAAAUUGAAACAAAAUUGCCUGUAAAAAAUUUGUCCACAGAAAUAUAAUAGAAAUAAACAUCUGUGUAAAACCAUAAGCUUCUUUGCUCUACUCAGAAUCUAAAAAAGUAUAUUUGUAGAUUAACCUCAUUAUGUUGAACCCAACUAUUGGAGGGAAAAAUUUGAUAUAAUACUAAUAUUAUAAAUUAUAUUUUAUGUCAUAUAAAUAUUAAGUAAAACAACGGUAUAUAAAAAAUAAAAAAUAUCACAACUUUCGCGUUCAAUACAUAAUCCGAAUGCAUUUUUAUAAAAAUUAUACGCUCAACUCGAUCGUCCGCAAUAAGUUACCCGCAGACGUUCAUCAAAUUUUUGUUACCUACAUUAACUAUGUUCGAUAAACUUGCUGUCUCGUUAUAUGUGUUGACACCAGAUGUUUUUGUUUGAUUUAUAUAGAUAUUCAAAUUAUACAAUCGGUAAAAAAAAACAAAAAAAAAAUUAAAUAUUAUGGUUUUCGUACAUUUAUACAAUAUUUGUGGCGACAUCUAGACGUCAUUACAUCUAUUCUGUUGUCUUUUAUGUUCUAUACUAUACUUUGGUACUCACAGCCAGGUAUGAUUGGUACCAAUACCACUAUAUGUUCACGUUACCAUGGACAAAAAUAUUAUAAUUGAUCAGCAUCGAACAGAUUGAGAAAAUUGGGGAGGGGGAUAAAUUUAAAAUGUUUUGCUUCUUCCCUCAAUCCAAAAUUCAUGUAAAAUCCGAGUGAUCCAACGUCAUCUAUAGUAGCAUAAUUUAGGAAAUAUAGUUCUACAUCCCAGAUAUCAUAGCUCUUGUUGGAGUGAUCUGUUUCCUUUGACAUAUUUUUGACGGAUUGUUAAAUAACACAUAAUAGCAUGUAUAAUAUUUUUUAUUUUUUAAAAUAAAGAAGUGCUCCGUUUUAGAAUGUUAUAGCUAUCAAAUACCAUUAUAAUUCGAUGGUUGUUAUUUUUUUAGACAAAAAGACUCCAAAGUCCUUUUAUCUCAGUAUUUUAUAUUAACGUUCAGCUCCUAUAAAAAAUUUAUUUAGAUCUAGCACGCUUUCAUGUACUGUUGUUUAUAAUGUCCUAAUUUAAAAAAUAUUGAUCGUUAUAAAACGAUCUCACCCUUAAUUAACAGUUGGCCCAGAUGAUGCACACAAGUCCCCCCUACCCGGUAAUUAAUACAUUUAUUACCGUUUAGGACCGAAGCCGUCAAUAUAAUAAAAUAUGUGGCCACAAGGAAAAGUCUCAGCAAAGAAGUAAGGAUAAUAAAGAAUAUUAUUCCUUGAUUAUUUUCAAAAAAAUGGCCAUGUAG
Messenger RNA from Cinara cedri, 3346 nucleotides. The record is from the annotation of a GenBank genome assembly. Lineage: Eukaryota; Metazoa; Arthropoda; Insecta; Hemiptera; Aphididae.